Capsicum annuum is the source of this 510-nucleotide messenger RNA. Its product is annotated as probable inactive nicotinamidase At3g16190. Bases 1 to 510 code for a protein of 169 amino acids. The record is from RefSeq and is a predicted model, not a curated record. NCBI's taxonomy places the organism in Eukaryota, Viridiplantae, Streptophyta, Magnoliopsida, Solanales, Solanaceae. The transcript is spliced from 4 exons.
AUGAGGCUAGCAACGAGCAAUGUAGCGACAGAAGCAGAUCCGACGCUAUUUCUAUUUAGCGACGGAAAUUCAUAUGAUAGCGACGAAAAGCUUGUCCACGAGCAUGACUUAUUAGAAAGAGAUGUUGAAUUGUUUCGUAGGUAUUUGUAUAGUGAUGGCAAACCAAAGCCGACAUCAAAGGGCGUUGUGGGGGCAGAGCUAGUUGAUGGGCUUAUUAUUCAGGAAAGUGAUUACAAAUUGGUGAAAACCCGCUUCAGUGCAUUCUUUAACACAAACGUUCAUUCGUAUUUUCAGGGCAUUGGUGUUACCAACUUGGUCAUUAUAGGUGUUCAAACUCCAAAUUGCAUAUGGCAGACUGUCUUUGAUGUUGUAGCAUUGGACUAUCAACGUGUGACGGUCAUUAUAGAUGCCACAGCUGUUUCCACCCCAAAUAUACAUAUUGCGAACAUAUUUGACAUGAAAAAUGUUAGGGUGGCGACACCUACGUUAGAAGAAUGGUGCCAAUCUUAA